UAGUUUGCAUUUUACAUAACUAUUUCUACAAUGUGGCGUCGCAUUCGGUCUCCCAUUCUGUUCCCGGCAGCUUCAAAAAAAUUGGAACUGUUAAAAUUUUCACUGCUUUUGCUAUUCAUCCAGUGCUUUUUAUUCGUCCUAUUUGUGGCCUUUGGGGCAUACAGCCUUCGAGCGGACGCAUCCAGUCCUGGAAACAGCAUAACGCCAGUAUUUGGCGGCUUUAACCAUGCAAGAUUCAAUAUUGUUGCUAGAUUUCAACCAAUGUUUCAAGACAUCCACGUAAUGGUAUUUAUUGGGUUUGGAUUUCUAAUGGUGUUCUUAAAACGAUAUGGAUACAGUUCUCUUGGCUUCAACUAUCUUCUGGCUGCUCUCAGUUUGCAAUGGAGCAUACUGUGCCAGGGAUUUUUUGAACUAAAUGACGAUUAUAAAAUUGAAAUUGGCAUGACUAGUUUGUACAGAGCGGAUAUAGCUACAGCGACUGUAUUGAUAUCGAUGGGAGCUGUGUUGGGACGCGUUUCGCAUAUCCAACUGAUUGUGAUGAGUAUUUUGGAAAUUGCGGCUUAUUCAGUGAAUUACGUUUUAAACGAAAAAUAUUUCAAGGCAGUUGAUGUUGGAGGUUCCAUUCUGGUUCACACAUUUGGGGCGUAUUUCGGAUUAAGCGUGAGUUAUAUAUUGGGAAGGCAACAGAAAUGUCUCUAUGUUGACUUUGAUUUGAGUGUUAACUUACAUAAACCCACAUAUACUUCCAAUAUUCUGGCAAUGAUAGGAACGCUAUUUUUGUGGGUCUACUGGCCAAGUUUUAACUCCAUUGACUUGGAAAACGAUCGAGCACAUAGAGCCGUUAUUAACACAUAUUUGGCACUGGCUGCCUCUUGUGUUAUUGCGUUCGCUGCCUCACAGUUGAGCUCCAAAGAACACACAUUUAACAUGGUUCAUGUUCAAAAUUCCACACUAGCUGGAGGAGUGGCGAUUGGAGCUUGUGCUCAUUUGAUGGUUCAACCUUUUGGGGCCCUUCUAAUUGGAAUGAUUGCCGGAUUUUUGUCAGUGUAUGGAUAUAACACUGUAUCAUUUUUUCUAAAGCGCCGUUUAGCUAUUGAGGACACUUGCGGAGUUCAUAAUUUGCAUGGAAUUCCCGGAGCUUUUGGCGGAAUCACAGCAAUUCUUUUAGCUUAUAUUGCGACUGAACAGCAAUACGGAAAGACUCUUUACCAGGUAUAUCAAGCUAGAGCCAGCCCAGAAAUCUCUCCAAAUACUGAAUACAUAGUAUUGGAAACGGGCGAUGGAAGAACUGCGAGCCAACAAGCAGGAUAUCAGACCCUGCUUCUUGUAGUUACAAUUUUAAUGGCAACCGUUUCAGGACUGAUUUCAGGUUUCAUAGUUAGCUUGAGAUGGUGGGGCGAUGCUUCGCCAGAAACAUUUUAUGAAGAUUCAGUUUUCUGGGAGCUACCAAGUGAACAACAAGACGUACAAGAUCAUCCACCACCUACAUGGAAAUUAAAGGAAAAGUUGUAUAACAAUUCCAAUGUUAAUAUGUCAGUAGUAUGUAUGUAGUCAAAAUGUGUUUUUUAAUUAUUUUAAAUUACGUUUUACAUAGACUCGUAUUCAAUUCAAGCUUAUUUGGAUAUUUAAUGAUGAAUAUCUUGCAAUAAUUGCUUGUCAUUAUAUAUCUACAUGUAAAA
Dendroctonus ponderosae (mountain pine beetle) is the source of this 1679-nucleotide messenger RNA. RefSeq names its product ammonium transporter Rh type B (gene Rh50). The record is from RefSeq and is a predicted model, not a curated record. Bases 31 to 1551 code for a protein of 506 amino acids. Gene Ontology annotation, cellular component: plasma membrane. Gene Ontology annotation, biological process: ammonium homeostasis; ammonium transmembrane transport. The transcript has 9 exons. Lineage: Eukaryota; Metazoa; Arthropoda; Insecta; Coleoptera; Curculionidae. Gene Ontology annotation, molecular function: ammonium channel activity.